Messenger RNA from Otolemur garnettii (small-eared galago), 1444 nucleotides. It is a transcript of the gene TEDC2, whose product is annotated as tubulin epsilon and delta complex 2. The transcript is spliced from 10 exons. Bases 1 to 1308 code for a protein of 435 amino acids. The record is from RefSeq and is a predicted model, not a curated record. NCBI's taxonomy places the organism in Eukaryota, Metazoa, Chordata, Mammalia, Primates, Galagidae.
AUGCUGCCCGCGGACUGCUCGCGCCGGCUAGUGGCCGAGCUGCGGAGCGCCCUGGACGCCUGUGCAGAGCGACAACUGCAACUGGAGCAGAGCCUGCGCAUCUCUCGUCGGCUGCUACGGGCCUGGGAACCAGUCGGGACCUUGGCUCCAGAGCCACUUCUAGGUCCAGAAACUAAAGAAGAGGAUCCCUCUACAGCAUGUACCCCCAGCCCCAAAGACAUCAAGGAGCUGGAACUUCUGACCCAGGCCCUGGAGAAGGCUGUACGGGUGCGAAAAGGCAUUUCUAAGGCUGGAGGAAGAGAUAAGGCCCCCAGCCUGAAAUCUGGGUCCUUUGCCACCUCUUCUGGCACCACAGCUUCUAUCUUACCCCAGGCCUCAGGCCAGGCUGGCAACCGUGCAUCAGAUGCAAAACCCACCAGGGACACCCACCAGACCACAAUGCCUGCCAAGGGCCACUCUGAGCACAGGCUUCCCUCAGCAGGGGAGAGGGCCCAUGUGAGGGAAGGAGCCCAAGCCACCAGGCCUGGGCCAGGGCUCAGGGACCAACAGGUGGCCCCAUCAACUGCUCCUCAGAACCCAGAAGCCUUCACACUCCAGGAGAAGGGGAGCAUGCUGCAGCUUCCUACAGCCUACAGGAAGGCAGCUUCCCAGAAUUCCCGCUUGUGGGCCCAGCUCAGCUCUGCACAGUCCAGGGAUUCCACGGAUGUCAUUGCUGCCAAAACCCAGUUUCUCCAGAAGAUGCAGGCAGCUUCAGGCCAGCCUGGCCCUGCACUCAGUGCUGCUGAGGCUGAGGCAGAAUUGGGACACCUGAAGGAGGCCUGCUCACAGCUGAGACUGCGCAUGAGGGAGGAGCUCUCGGCAGCUCCCACGGACUGGACACAGGAAUACCAUUGCCUGCUCACCCUGGAGGGGCUGUGGGCCAUUGCUGGGCAGUAUCUCCACCGGCUGCAGCAGCUUCAUACAGUGCUGGCAGAGAAGCCACUGGGACCAUGUCCUGUGGGGAGGUCUUCCAGGGCCUCACUACCCUGUGGAGGUGGAGUAGAUCCCUCACGGAGCCCCCAGCUGCUGCUUUACUCCAGCACCCAGGAGCUGCAGACCCUGGCAGCCCUCAGGCUGCGAGUGGCCAUGUUGAACCAGCAGAUUCACCUGGAAAAGGUCCUAAUGACUGAACUCCUCCCCCUGGUGAGCUCUCAGGAGCCCCAGGUGCAGCCCUCCCUGGCACUGUGUCGGGCGAUCCACAGCCUGCUCUGUGAGGGAGGUGAGCGCUUCCUCACGAUCCUGCAUGAUGACCCUGACCCGGCAGACUGAAACCUUCCCAUGAGUGUCUCAACUUCUAGGCCUCAGGACCCUAUCAGGGAGAGUGCCAAAUCUGGGUGGAGGAACAAGGGGAUUCUCCCUGUUGCCAUGGAGGUGGGGACCAGAGAAGCCUGGGCCUCUGAGAAAC